AUGGCCAACGAUUACGGCAUUACGGGGCCAGAGUUACAAUACCUGGUUGCUGGAAAAGACAAAGUGAAUGAUCCAGCCUCCCAGGCGCAAUGGGCCUCCAAGAAGUUGGUGUGGGUGCCCAGCGAACAGCACGGCUUCGUUCCUGCCUCACUCAUUGAGGACAAAGGAGACGAAGUGACAGUUGAAAUUCAGGAGACCAACAAGAGGGUGAAGCUGAACAAAGAUGAUGUCCAGAAGAUGAAUCCUCCAAAGUUCAAUAAGGUGGAGGACAUGGCUGAACUGACCUGUCUCAACGAAGCUUCAGUCCUGCAUAACCUGAAGGAGAGAUAUUACUCUGGAUUAAUCUAUACAUAUUCAGGAUUGUUCUGUGUUGUGGUGAACCCUUACAAGAGGCUCCCAAUCUACACUGAGAAGGUCAUAGAAUUGUACAAGGGCAAGAAGAGACAUGAGGUGCCCCCACACGUCUACGCCAUCACGGACCAGGCCUAUCGUAACAUGCUUCAAGAUCACAUCCACAUGCACGGCUUUAAAAUUAUGAUAGUGAUAGCAUUAUACAGCAUAGAGACAUAUAAUUUAUGUACAUUCUGGUAA
This is a messenger RNA of Helobdella robusta, 591 nucleotides long. RefSeq lists its product as hypothetical. Gene Ontology annotation, molecular function: ATP binding; microfilament motor activity; actin filament binding. Gene Ontology annotation, cellular component: cytoplasm; vesicle; actin cytoskeleton. Bases 1 to 591 code for a protein of 196 amino acids. The record is from RefSeq and is a predicted model, not a curated record. The transcript has 4 exons. Gene Ontology annotation, biological process: actin filament organization; vesicle transport along actin filament. Lineage: Eukaryota; Metazoa; Annelida; Clitellata; Rhynchobdellida; Glossiphoniidae.